Molecule: messenger RNA, 1197 nt
Organism: Daucus carota subsp. sativus
Lineage: Eukaryota; Viridiplantae; Streptophyta; Magnoliopsida; Apiales; Apiaceae
Product: protein SODIUM POTASSIUM ROOT DEFECTIVE 1
Exons: 3
Coding region: 195-1076 (293 amino acids)
Molecular function (GO): metal ion binding
Source: RefSeq, a predicted model, not a curated record
GUGCCAAAUGCCAAUUACAACAGUUAUGUUGUAUAUCAAUUAUAAUCAUAUCUUUCUCUCUUGUGGUUUAUAGAUAAGGACUUUUUCCCCCUUCUAAUUCUAUAGAGCUAAAAUACAGCUACUCACUUUCCCAUUAGUCUAAACUCAUAUUCUCUCCUUCUACUCGUCAAAUUUCCUGUCCUGGUUUCGACGAUAUGGAUGCAGGCUCCUCUUCCUCCUCCAUCACCGCUGUCCGUCUUGGCAGCCGAGCAAUAGACAGGUAUAACCCCAUAAUACGAGACUCAUCUAGACUCAAGAAACCGAGUGAAAACACCGACAUUCCCUCUUCUAAUGAACAACCAGGACGCGAAAGGGACUCGGAUAUCUUUGCCUUGCCCCUGCCAGCACGUGCAAAGAAUAGCGCUACUCGCAAGAAGCACCACAUUUUCUCUAAAUCUAAAGAAAACAAUCCUGAGAUUUUUACUGGCUGUGUAUCAUUCUCUACAAAGCUAAGCAGCACAGAUGACAAGAGAAAGAAUGUUGCUGCCACCAAGACAAGUGAGAUUGUGGAAGAUACUUGUAAGAAGAACAUCAACAACCGCGUGAUAAAGAAAAAGAGCUCAUGGAGCUGUACUAAUCCUGGUGAAUUUUUUAGCCCUCCUGGUUCUUCUAGGUACUUGCUCACAUCAACUUAUCAAAAAUCUAGUGUUAAUUUACCCGAUUUCGAUCCACUUCUUCCCCCGCCUUCUCCGUUCUUGCUUCCCACCAGCUGUACACCCAAACAUAAUGAUGAACUUUCAGCAGCUUCACCUCCAACUCCCCCUUCUAACCCGGUAGUUGUGGUCUUAAGAGUGUCCCUCCACUGCAGAGGAUGUGAGAAAAAGAUGAGGAAACAUCUCUCCAGAAUGGAAGGGGUGACAUCAUUCGACAUAGACUUUGCGGCAAAGAAGUUAACAGUGGUAGGAAAUGUGACGCCGUUAGCGGUGCUGGCUAGUGUGUCCAAGGUGAAGAAUGCACAACUUUUGACACUUCCACCGUCUUCUGCUCCUACAGCAACUACUUGCUCCGAAACUAAGGGAAAUGUAGGCGUUGUAUGAAUAUCAGGAUUAGAGAACAGUUUCAAUUAUACCAAGAAUUAUUGGCAUGCUUGAGUUUUCGGUAGUAAGUUUGGACGGUAACUAGAGAACUGCCAAUAACAACAUUUUUACCUUUCCUGAA